Fulvia fulva is the source of this 1647-nucleotide messenger RNA. RefSeq names its product Cytochrome P450 monooxygenase adrA. Gene Ontology annotation, molecular function: monooxygenase activity; oxidoreductase activity, acting on paired donors, with incorporation or reduction of molecular oxygen; heme binding. Bases 1 to 1647 code for a protein of 548 amino acids. The transcript is spliced from 4 exons. The record is from RefSeq and is a predicted model, not a curated record. NCBI's taxonomy places the organism in Eukaryota, Fungi, Ascomycota, Dothideomycetes, Mycosphaerellales, Mycosphaerellaceae.
AUGGAGGACACCUACCUGCAGACAAAUGCAUCAUCACCUAGGCACCAGUCAGGGCAUGCACCCCAACGAGGCCUCCUUUUCCAGCAAAUGGGCGACUACUCUUCUCUCGGCCUCACUACGAACGUCACCCUCACCGUCGUCCUGAUUCUACUCGUAUCACUGAGCAGCUCCGCUCGCAACCUGUUCCGGAAACGUCAAUAUCCUACCGUCAACAAAGAGCCCUGGGAUCCGUGGCUCAAGAAAGCGAAGGCCAACUACCGCGACCAUGCCAAAGAGCUGAUACAGCAGGGCUUUGAAAAGUUUGGAGGAGAGCCGUUCUGGCUCGAGACUGACAAUGGCCCACAGCUCAUUCUACCAGCUGAAAUGAUGGAAGCUGUAAACAAGGCAUCGACUCUGUCCUUCGACGCCUACAACUUCAAAUUCUUCCUGAGUCAAUAUGAUACGUUCAAACAGUUCAAGGGCGAACCGAGAGGGACGGAGCUCUUCCAAGAAGCCCUCAUGAAGGGAUUGACAAGGAGCUUGCCGAAAUUCACCUCCAUCCUGUCGGACGAAAUGUCGAGCUGUUUGGAAGACAAUUGGGGCAACUCGGAAGAAUGGCACGAAGUCAGUCCCAGAACUGACAUCCUGAGCUGGGUCUCGCGACUGUCAUCAAGAAUCUUCGCCGGGCCUGUCCUGUGCAGGAACGAGGAUUGGCUGCGCAUAUCCCGGGACUACACUGUCGACGUUUUUCAGGCUGUCAUGGACGUGAAAGAGUGGCCACGGGUGCUUCAGUGGCCAGUCGAGCGAUUCUCUCAGAAGUGCCGUAAAGUACGUGCAGAGCAUGCGAUGGCUCACAAGAUCUUGGGCCCGAUUCUCGCCGCCAGAGAGGAGGAACAUACUCGCGCCGCACAGGAAGGCCGAUCACCAGACGUGCCAGACGACGCUUUCGAGUGGUUCCGCACUGCUGCGAUAGCCAAAGGCAUCAAGAUAAAGAACGUUGAAGUGCAGAUCGGACUCAGCCUUGCAGCGAUCCACACCACUUCCGACCUCAUCACGCAGGCUGUCGUGAAUCUGUGCAAGUACCCGGAAGUGUUACCUGCACUUCGCGAAGAAGCUGUAGACGUGCUCUCCAAGUACGGCUGGCAGAAACUCGCCCUCACCGAGGUCCGCCUAUUGGACAGCUUUUUGAAGGAGACACAACGUGUGAAGCCCAUCGGAGUCACAACCCGCCACGUAAUAGCGACGAAGGACGUCACCCUCCCUGGCGGUAUCCGCAUCCGCAAAGGCGAGAUGGCAGCCGUCUCCUCCCACCGCAUGUGGAGCGAGGCUGCGUAUGAACAACCAAAGAUCUUCGACGCUGCUCGUUUCUUCAAGCGACGAGAGAAUCCCAAGCUCCGCAAUAACAGUCUCCUUGUCUCGACCAGCCCCGAUCACAUGGCCUUCUCGCAUGGGAAGCACGCCUGCCCGGGCAGAUUCUUCGCCGCGAACGAAGCGAAGAUCGCGUUGUUGCACCUGCUGCUGAAGUAUGACUUCAAGGUCGAUGAGAAAGAGAAUACCGAUUGGUUGGAGAUGGGCGAGCAGAUGAUUGUGAAUCCCUUUUUCAAGAUUAGCGUAAGACGGAGGAAGGAGGAGAUUGAUCUUGACAGCUUGAAGACUGAGCCUGCUUAG